CCGGGCCAUGCCAGCCGCCGCCGGGCACGCCACGCCGGGCGAUGAUGGCUCCGGCCGGUCCCGGUCCCGCUGAGGGAUCUCAGGGUGCCCGCUGAGGGGUCGCUCCCGGCGGUCGGGGGCGUUUAGCAGCGCCUUGAAGCAGAGCGGCCCGUCUCUUCCAGACCUUUGUCUGGAUGGGAAGAAAAAAAGGAUGGAGGAGCAGUGGUGGAAAGGGGAGCUGGCAGCAGACAUCCAUCAGACCUUGAGGACGAAGGAACUGAAGUUGCCUGUGUAUAAGGCUCAUUCACCACAGAUCGGGAUGCGCCGAUACUUCAUUGAUCUCUUGACUGUCUUCAGCAACCAUUGCAAUCUCUGCCCUACAGCCCGGCAUCUUGCUAUCUAUUUAUUGGAUCUCUUUAUGGAUCGCUAUGAUACCACUGUCAAGCAACUGCACAUCAUUUCAUUUGCCUGUCUUCUCCUAGCAAGUAAAUUUGAAGAAAAAGAAGAUAAAGUUCCAAAGUUGGAGCACUUAAAUAACCUGGCAUACAUGUGCAAUGUGAAUGUGGUAUUGAACAAGAAAGAUUUGCUUAGAAUGGAAAUGCUCCUUUUGGAAAACUUCAACUGGAACCUCUGUCUACCAACACCAGCUCACUACAUUGACUACUACCUCUAUGUGUCCAUUGGUGAGAAUGACCUUCACAAUGGCUGGCCGAUCACCUCACUGACCAAAAUCAAAGAUUUUCUGGAGAAAUAUGCCUAUUAUUUCCUUGAUUUCUCAGUGCAAGAUCAUACUUUCCUCUAUUUUCGUCCAUCUCUGAUUGCUGCAGCUUGUGUGUGUGCCUCACGGAUCUGUAUGCAGAUUUCUCCUGCCUGGACAACACAGCUCGAAUUGCUAACAUGUUAUUCCUGGGAGCAUCUUGCCCAAUGCAUUGAAAUGAUGCUCAUAUAUUAUGAGAAUGACAUCAAAGAAGCCAGUAACAUAAAAAAGCAAGUAACAAUUCAACAUCAAGAACAGGAGGCGGUGGGAAACCUGAGCCAUCAAGCCACUACUCAAGUUCUCUUCCAGCCAUCUAGUUAUCACCCUUUAGCCCAGCAUUCGGCUACACUUUCCCAGUUCCAGUCGCCAGUGCAAGAUUUGUGCUCUGCCUAUCGUGACUCCUUGCAGCCCCACAGGCCCAGCAGCCUGCUUGCUGGGAGCGCUGACAGCUCGCUGCGUUCCUGUGCAGCUCUUCAGGCCAGCCUCCGGCCGUCUGCCCAGGCUCUGCCCAUCCCAAUGCCCGUUGCCCUGCAGGUGGCAUUAGGAACAGAGCCCAGAGACUGCAUUUCAACGGCUUACGGCAGUAGUUACUUCAGUGGUCAUCACUUGUAUGCAGCAGGGUGUUUUGAUGGAUAAAUAUGGAUGGGAGAAAAAGGUGAUAUGAAUAGAAGCUGAAGAAGAGAGCCUGUGUGUAAUACAGGAUGUGUACCUGAAUGAAAAUGAAGAAACAGAAUCCCUGUGACUGACUCAGAGGAUGUUGAUCUGGAUCCACUGAUCACUGCAACCUGGGUGCCUUUCUGCCAAGGGUUGUACCUUUGGCUCUUAAUGAGAGAGAGAAAUAGAAAUGCAUUGAUAUACCUCAUCCUUGUCACUUUGAAAGGCAUCUGCGUAGAGUCCCUGUGGAGAUUACUUCCUUCUAGUCUUCAGUUAGCGACUUGUCAGAGUUGGCUGAAAGCUUAUGUUGAAGAGUUAUUUCAAGCUGGAAUGUUUGUUGAAUUUUUGGCCAAGUAGCAACGUACUCAGAGUAUGUUGUUGGAAAACAGAGUGCUCUCCUCUCCCAGUGACGUGUCAUUUGAACAGUGGCAGCUUAUACUACUGAAAGCUUCUACUUAAAUGUACUGAAAUUGGUAUCAGUUAAAUAUGAUUAAAUUCUUCAUCUACACAGAAAUCUAUGCGCAGGACACUUUCUGUUUUCUUUAAGCAAGAAUGAGAGUUUAGGAGUAAAACUUUAGGAUAAAAGGAAAAAAAGAAAAAUGGACCAAAAGACUAUCAAAUAAUUUUUGACUUAAAAUUCUCUUGGAAUCUAAAUGUGGUGCUGCUGAACAGAACACCACUCUGCCUUCAAGUACUUUAGAAACAAAACCAAAACCUUAAAUCAUCUCUUAGAUCUUUAAAUGCUGCUGCUUUUGAGACUGGAGUUACUGUUACUAAAACUAUUCAUGAGCUUUAUCAGGGAUUUAAUGUUACUUGAAGAAAUCCUCUUGGAAUAACUCUUGAAAGGUUCAGUGCCUUCAGUUACUUCAUCUUUUGGGCUCAAUGGCUUGUGGCAGUAGUCAGGCUCAGGACAGAGGAACUGAUGGGGGCCUAGAUAGGGAACUGGUUAACUUUACUGUGAAAUCAGACUUUGAUUGCAGUGCUAGACAAUGCUGACUUUAGGUUUUUUAAUACUAUCUUAGCAUUCUUUGGAAAAUGUAGCUGGUAAAUUAAAGAUUGUGUUGCUGCUUUGCAAUGAGACACCCACCUACUGUCACACACCCAAAGGUUUCUUUCUCAACUGAAACCAGGGAUGAUUGCUCAGAAAAGCGUAUAGGCUUUUUUUCUUUCUUAAUGUAGAUAUUUACAAGAAAUGGACUUUGGCAAAGGUGAAAUUUUAGUUUUGAUAUAUGCAACCACUAUUGUAAACUUGUUUGAGGGCAGUACUCUUGGUUUGUCUUUUCUCUGAAGGUUUCUCAGGAGAGCAAUACAAGUAAUGUGCAAUAUGCUUUUAUUGACUUGUGGCAAUUGUUUCAAGUCAUGUGUCACAAUGCUGUUUUAAAUUAUAUUUUUAGAGAAUUGUUUUUAAGGGUGUUUUAGGGUGGAGGGGAAAAACUAGCCUGUAUGCUAAUGCGUGUUUGUGUAACUGUCUUCUGAGAAUUCAACUUUUGGUAUCAAGUUAAUAAUUUCUACUAUUCGGCAGGCUAGAGGAAUCUUCUUGUUUUAUUUAAAAAAAAAAAGCAAACUGUAACUGAAGAGGCAGUACUCUUCAGAAAUUAGUCUAGAAUUUUAGAUAACAUGGUUAAUCUUCUGUUAGCUUUGUAUUUAUAUUAAACUUUAUUUUCAGAAGACUUUAGUGUAUUUUUAUUAUGUCAUUUGACAGACCUAAAGAACAACAUAUGUGUGGCAGUAUUGUUGUGUGGUUUUUCUUUUUUGUAUCACCCUUCUAAUUUGUGUCACGUGCAGUAUUAUGCUCUGGACCACCAUUGUGCUUAACUGUGAAAAUACUUGCGAAGUUCCCAGUGACAGUUUCCAAUAAACAAGCACACUGUUGAAGUA
Molecule: messenger RNA, 3268 nt
Organism: Calidris pugnax (ruff)
Lineage: Eukaryota; Metazoa; Chordata; Aves; Charadriiformes; Scolopacidae
Gene: CCNJL
Product: cyclin J-like
Exons: 6
Coding region: 191-1372 (393 amino acids)
Biological process (GO): mitotic cell cycle phase transition; regulation of cyclin-dependent protein serine/threonine kinase activity
Cellular component (GO): cytoplasm; cyclin-dependent protein kinase holoenzyme complex; nucleus
Molecular function (GO): cyclin-dependent protein serine/threonine kinase regulator activity
Source: RefSeq, a predicted model, not a curated record